Molecule: messenger RNA, 2358 nt
Organism: Oryza brachyantha (malo sina)
Lineage: Eukaryota; Viridiplantae; Streptophyta; Magnoliopsida; Poales; Poaceae
Product: transcriptional adapter ADA2
Exons: 12
Coding region: 265-1977 (570 amino acids)
Biological process (GO): chromatin remodeling; regulation of transcription by RNA polymerase II
Cellular component (GO): nucleus
Molecular function (GO): chromatin binding; transcription coactivator activity; zinc ion binding
Source: RefSeq, a predicted model, not a curated record
UCCUCCGCGACAGCCCGGCCCCAAUUCCCACACGCAAGCCCCGGUAGAUCUCCCCCAAAAUUCCCCAAUUCCAAUCCGCCGCCCUCCCCCUCCUCCGAUCGAUCCCCUCUGCUCGAUUUCGAUUCGAUUCCGCUCGAUGCGAGUGGAGGCGGCAGCGGUGGCGGCGGCCGCGGUGUCGUAGCGGGAGCCGCGCGCGAGCUCUAGGGUAGCUUAGGGUUUCUAGGGUUUGGGCUAGGGUUUGGGGGGGGGGGGGGGGCGCCAGCGAUGGGGCGAUCCCGCGGGGUGCCCAAUUCCGGCGACGACGACACGAACCACAGGUCGAAGCGGAGGAGAGUCGCAUCGAGCGGUGAUGCGUCGGACUCCCUCUCGGCGGCCGGCGGGGGAGCCGGAGAGGGUGGUGGGAAGAAGGCGCUGUACCACUGCAACUACUGCAAUAAGGACAUUUCCGGGAAAAUUCGGAUCAAGUGCUCCAAGUGCCCCGACUUCGAUCUCUGCGUUGAGUGCUUCUCGGUCGGUGCAGAGGUCACCCCACAUCGCAGCAACCAUCCGUACAGAGUCAUGGACAACCUGUCUUUCCCUCUUAUUUGUCCAGAUUGGAAUGCAGAUGAGGAAAUCCUUCUUCUAGAGGGAAUUGAAAUGUAUGGUCUGGGAAACUGGGCUGAAGUUGCGGAGCAUGUUGGCACCAAGGGCAAGGCACAAUGCAUUGAUCAUUAUACAACUGCAUACAUGAACUCACCUUGUUAUCCCCUUCCGGAUAUGUCUCAUGUAAAUGGUAAGAAUAGGAAGGAAUUGCUUGCCAUGGCUAAAGUACAAGGUGAGAGUAAAAAAGGAACUUCAGUGUUACCAGGGGAUCUGACCCCUAAGGAUGAGUCUCCAUUUUCUCCUCCAAGGGUCAAGGUGGAAGAUGCACUUGGAGAAGGUUUGGCUGGUCGAUCACCUUCACACAUAGCUAGUGGUGCAAAUAAGAAAGCUUCAAAUGUUGGACAAUUCAAAGAUGGUGCUAAUGUAGCUAAAGUUGAAGAUGGUCAUGUUGAUAGAAGUAUAGGCGUGAAAAAACCCCGGUAUUCUGCAGAUGAAGGGCCUUCUUUGACUGAACUGAGUGGAUACAAUUCAAAGAGAAAUGAGUUUGACCCAGAAUAUGAUAAUGAUGCUGAACAAGCACUCGCUGAGAUGGAGUUUAAAGAAACAGAUUCAGAAACUGAUCGUGAACUGAAGCUACGGGUAUUGCGUAUUUACUUGUCAAGGCUUGAUGAAAGAAAAAGGAGAAAAGAGUUCAUAUUGGAAAGGAACUUACUAUUUCCUAAUCCUUUGGAGAAGGAUCUCACAAAUGAAGACAAAGAAGUUUACCAUCGCUACAAGGUGUUCAUGCGUUUCCUUUCUAAGGAGGAACAUGAAGCACUUGUUAGGAGUGUUCUUGAGGAACGAAAAAUCCGGAGGAGGAUUCAAGAGCUUCAGGAAUGUCGUUCUGCUGGAUGCCGUACAUUGGCUGAAGCAAAGAUUCACAUAGAGCAAAAGAGGAAAAAGGAACAUGAGGUGAAUGCCCAGAAAGCUAAGGAAAGUGGUCAGCUUCUAUCCAACACUAAAGUGAUGCAUAAGACAAAUCGACCUAUGAAAAUUGAGUCAGAUGGUAAUUUGGAUCAGAAGAAAGGUGGUGCCAGCUUGGAGUCUGGUGGCAGGGAUUCUCCAAAAACAACAGGGCAUGCAGGCACUAAACAUUGGGAUGAUUGGGAUAUAGUUGGUCUUCCUGGGGCAGAACUAUUAAGCGCCAAUGAAAAAGUUCUAUGCUGUCAGAACAAAUUGCUACCCUGUCAUUACCUGAAAAUGCAGGAGGUGUUGAUGCAGGAAAUAUUCAAGGGUAGUGUCGCCAAGAAGGAAGAUGCCCAUGUAUUGUUUAAGGUUGACCCUGCCAAAGUAGAUACUGUUUACGAUAUGGUGACGAAAAAGUUGGGUACCAAUGAGGAGGCCCCAACUGUUUAGCCAUGUUUUUGAGUUCCCCCAAAACCAUCUCGUGGUUUCUGAUUUGCAGCAUGACUAUGGGGACAACUAAAAUGGAGGCUAUACUUGAAUUAAAUUGGCUGUAGUUGAAAUUUGUAUGAGAUGUCUUGAAGAAGUACAAUAAGGCAUUCCAGCCAAAUUGUAAAAUUAUCGCCCCAAUUGGAAUGUGUAGCAUGAGUUACAAUACCAUUACUCUCCAUUUUAAGAGGAUGGUUUGCCCUUAUUUAAUGUGUAACGUGUUGCGGUGCCGCUGAAAGGGCCUUGCUGUGGUAUAGUGCCUGAGUUGAUGUAUGUAAACCAUGCCACCUUUUUUCAUGUGUGACAUCGUUCCGAUACCAGAUGCUAUUAAUUGUUGUAUCUGAC